AUGUGGAUCAGUCGUGUUAUGUGGUCAGUCUUACUGUACUCUUCACUUCAAUAUCAAAGAACAAGUGGCAACAGAACAAUACCAGCGUCUUAUUACAACUGCGCCUGUUACAAUAAACACGGAUUGUUCAACCUCGCUCCCUUGCAAAGUAAAGAUGGAACACCCAGGUUUGUAAUGCAAGAAAUAGAUGCAUAAGGUGGCUGUCAUUUUGCAAAUACUUUAAAUUAGCCUUUCUUUUUUCUUCAUCCCCAGGGCUUUUCCCUUAAGAAAGGGCAAACCCUGCGGACGAGGUUGUAAUUCAUUUACAAUUCAUAGCUCGUUUAAUUUAGUUCAUAUUGUAAAUUAAGCGCAUUAGAUCUACGAUAGCGCUAUGUAAGUAAUGAUUUACAAUAUCAUUAAACCAAGCUGAACUGAAUUUAACCCUUUUCGGACGGCGAGGGUCGUUUUUGUCUCCAUAUAGAACGAUGCAUAUUUAGACCAAUUUAGUUUUCGGUUUAUGCUAUUGCGUUAGUCACCAGGAACGUCUAGCAAUACCGUGCUUUGGAAAUUCUGAGCAAUCCUGACAGAGUUUGAAACAAGAAAAAAACAAGUAACAUUUUAGACAAAAUUCCACUGCCGAUUAUGCCAUUUACAUGCUACUCUUUGUAGACUAAAUUUCUCCCUCUCCUAAAAUAAAUAUUUGCCAAAAAUUUUACUCCAAAUUUUGGCUUAUGCGCGUUCGCGAAGAACAAAAACGCUGCGAUUUUUACUGACUAUCCUAUUUCUGACCAAAGUGAUCUUCAAACUAUUGAUUUACUUUACUAAUUAAAUCUCUUGUUUUAUUUUUUCAACAGAUUUACCGUAGCAGGUAAAGAAAGCUGGGAUUAUUCUUAUAAUCCUUGCAGCUCAUUCUGGUGUGGAAACUCUCAAGGUCAUGAUGUGGCUGUAAGUGCUUAAAAUCUGAGACCUACAAUUUUGUUGGCCUCGCGUGAGCAUUACUCAAAAGAGAUGAAGUAGGAAAGAAAAUAAGCGGUAUAUCUAGAAAGUAUCAAUUUCGGGCCUUGUUACUCAUCUGGCUAAAAGCCUGAUACAAAUUUAGUAUUCAUGGAAAAAAAGAAAGUGUUUUCAUAAGAAAAAUUUUAAGUCCCACAGCACUAGUUUGGUUAUGGGCUCCUGGUUUGAGACACAAACAUCCGCGCUUUUUGUUUUGGAAAACCAAUAUGGCGGCCUUAACGUCUUGUGAAAUUGCUCUACAUGUCUCAAAAAAUCUUUCAAUAUUUCAUCAAUUGUCCAUCUCGUUUGAAUUGUGUACAUUGCCUUGCCAUCAAAUGAAGAUAACGUACGAAAGGAUGUUCCAUUUGUAAACAGUAUUAUUUACUUUAUUGAAAACUAAAAAAAUCAAAAAUUGUGCACAGGUAAUAGAAAACCAUUAAAAUGUACUUUAUGUGACUUUCAAUAGCUAGGGUUGCUCGAUUAAUGAUCUUAUAAUUGCGUCGACAAAGGAGACCCUUUCUAAUUGAGUCGUUGGCUGUUCUGUGUGUUCAUCGGCGGCCUGUGCAUGUUCCAAGCGCGAGAAAUGGAUAAGAGGUUGUCGGCGUGUCGGUUCCAAAACUGCACCAUCUUGAAACGUCACAAAAGUAGUUCGUAGCCUGAGUAUCGGGCGUUUCUGGGGAGGAGGGGCAUUAAGGAUCUUUCUUGCUUCUUCUUCAAAUGAAAUUCCUGCGGUGUGAGAAAUGAACUCCCCAUAACUCAGUGUUGGAAAAAAAGGAUUAAGAUGCUUUGUGGGAACCGAUACAGGUGUCUAAGACCCUAGGCGACGCACCGUAUAAUCUACGAUAACUGCUGGUUUUAUGAUUUUCUCAGUUUACAACUCAAUGCUUUCAACACAUUUUAGGUUUGUAGGUGGCCUAUGAACAAUGCAAGCCACGAGGUGAUAGGAAAACAGAGCACAUUUUCAUGCGGUAAUGACAGUCAACGCCACAACAAGCCUCAAUUUGAAUACAGCUUUAAUCAGUAUGUGUCGGAUUCAUUAACAAUUUAAAAAUUCAGCUUUUAUAAGAUUUGAAGAAUGAGGGGGAGAUUAAAGGGGUGUUAUCGACAGAGGUGGAUAACAUCCUCCUCGAUCGACCCCCUGCAUACUUUUACAGAUCAUACGAAAACAGAAUUCAAUUAUUUAUUAUUUUUUAAUAUCUAAUUUCUCAGCAUAGACUUUCUUCAGUGCAUUUGCCUUUUCCUCGGCAGUAUGAGAAUUUGAAAGGAGGUUUUAUUUUCUAUAUCUCUAGUUUGUUGUUGUUUUGUUUGUUGCUGUUGUUGUUUGCUUGUUUGUUUGGUGCUGUUUUUUCAUCCGGCGAAUAUAUAUUCCCGUCCCAGGCGACUCUCUCAUUGUUGUAAGGAGGCUGUGGAGAAAAUAAAAGAAAGUGCGCGGGGCACGAUGGGAAGGGGAAGAUACCAUCGUCCCCGCGCGCUUUCUAUUUCUUUAUUAUUCCUAUUUUUAUUGGGACACCCAGCGGGAGCCUCUGCGGGGGAGUGAGAGACCGCUUUCAAAACGUUGCGGUUUUUGUCAGCGGAUUCACUAGUUUAGUGUGGACGGAUGGCCGAUUCGUGUAAAGCUAAAUAUAUGCAGUUUCAAAAGUAUACGAAUUCGUGUGGACAUGACCUAAAUGUAUCAAAUAAAAAUAUUAUUUUAUUGUCUCAACGGUAAGAAACAAUCCGUUAUGAGAAUCAUAUGGUUUUUAUGACUAUAGAUUUUCUAGCAUGGUUUGCCAAUUAAGGUACAUGAUUUUUCGACGGUUGUAUUUCAGAAAUAGCUCAAAACAGGAGCUGAUUUUUGAUUUCCUGAUUUUUUUAAUUUCUGGAAAUUCAUUACACCUCGCUGUAACGGCGAUCGCUGGUCAAUAUUCGCGAGUAACAUCGUAUUGUUAACCUCUGACGUCAUAGUUUUUUGCAAUGUUGCCCACUCAGAGAUUUUGGCGGGGAAACAUGCACAGUUUCAUUGUUAGAUGUCAAGUGACCCCGUAGUAACCAAGUAAUAAUGGUUUAGCUGUGAUGAUAUGAAACAUUGAAAUAAGCCCAGUAAACCCAUGAGUGAAUUUUAAUCUUCAGGCCAGGGUGGAAAGUGAUAAUCAAGCUUCAAUGUAAUCCCAAAUUGGUGCGAGUCGACGAAGCAAAAUUCUUCGUUAUUCAAGAUACUAAGAGCCCCUGGGUAAGUUUUCCUGCGCGUCGUCGUUAUAGUAAAAGUCCUUACUAUAGUGAAAAACGGAGCAGUGAGCAGUGUGUUUUUUUUUCUGUAGGGAAAAAUCAAAAAAGUAAAAUAUCUCUGAAGAAAUUCCAUGAACAUUUUGGAUCGAGAAAGAACAUUUCAUUGAAUUCCUACCAAAAAAAUACUUUUUUUACUUACUAGAAAACUCCUAGUCGGGCCAGUAAUGUCAAAGGAUAUCAAAGUAACAUGUCAUACCUUUGUUUUUCAGAUAUUUCUUCUGGAGCAUAAGUGUGCCUGUGCAAAUGGUUGUGAAAAUAAACUCAGUAGUACGAGUAUGAGUAGGACUAGUAGUUCCUCAAGUAAGUUUUCAGCACGUCACGCUUACAUGAAGCUCUACCAACUAUAUCUUAGGAACAUGCAGCGCAUGCUCAACUAAGAUCUUUCUGGAGUACGCCAAAUCGAUUUAGAAAAAAAGGCUCUGUUGGCAGUGUGGUUUCAAGCUUGGGGACCAGUGCUUGCGGUCAGGUCGUUAUUUUAGUGAUGUCAUUAUCUUGCCCGGGGUAUUCUGAAUGACGGUGAAGCUCUCUUUAAAGUCGCGAAGUGGCCGUUGAAGAGGGGUUAAACUGGAGGCUCAAUCAACGUAACCGUGCCAGAUGCUAGAGUGUGUAAAAGCGGCACUCUCGCUAAUAUUGUUCUUUCGUUCAGCUAGUUCUUCGAUUUUUCAACUUUGAACUGAGAGUAUUACAAAGAUAGAAUCAUAAAAAGCAUGCAAGAACUAUGUAAGAAUGUCUAUGUCCUAAUCUUUUGCAUUGCCCUCUCUAAUCAGAAUAUCUCGUUUAUUGAAAUUUCCAGCGAGCGCCCCUAAUGACUGGAAAGACAUCGGAGUACCAGUGUGCAUCGCUGCUGGAUCCGUAUUAUUUUUUUUUUUGGCAAUCUUUAUUGUGUUCCGAUUAAUCAGUGGAGGAGACGUCAAUAGAAGAGAGAGGGAACGGGAAAGAGAAGGUCUACUAAAUGGAGAUGGAAUGGCUGGGCGAAAUGGUGACUUGAACGGUCCGCAAGCCGACGGAGAUAAUUUACAAUCUCAGCCUGUCUCAAUGACCUCUACCUCUGACACUUACUACGAUGCUAAUGAUACUAGUCUGACUACAGUUGGAAGUUUGCCUGUUUAA
Porites lobata is the source of this 4347-nucleotide messenger RNA. NCBI's taxonomy places the organism in Eukaryota, Metazoa, Cnidaria, Anthozoa, Scleractinia, Poritidae. The record is from the annotation of a GenBank genome assembly.